AAUCUUCACAUAUUAUCCACAUUUUCUUCUUCUUCUCAAUAUAUUUCUUAAAAAUUCUUCUCUAUAACAAACACAUGGGAAUUUUAUCACAUUGGCAGAUUGUUAUUGUAGUUUCUAUAAUGGUAAGCACUACUGUGUCUGUGUAUGGUGCAGGCAACUUCAAUGAUGAGUUUGAACCCACAUUUGGUGAUAAACGCAUUCGGGUAUUUGGUCAAAGUGGUAAGCUCCUAUCUCUCACCCUAGACAAAUAUUCCGGAUCCGGGUUUCGAUCCAAGAAAGAAUACUUGUAUGGACGUCUUGAUAUGCAGAUGAAACUUGUUCCUGGUAACUCUGCUGGCACUGUCACUACAUUUUAUUUGUCUGCUGAUCAAAGUACUGGUAGACAUGAUGAGAUUGAUUUCGAGUUCUUGGGAAAUGUGAGUGGCCACCCUUACACAGUCCAUACCAAUGUAUUCAGCCAAGGGAAAGGCAAUAGAGAGCAACAAUUCCACCUUUGGUUUGAUCCUACCAGAAACUUCCACACUUAUUCUAUUCUUUGGAGCAGAAAACUCAUCAUGUUUUUGGUGGAUGAAAUACCACUAAGGAUAUUCCGAAACCAUGAGAAACAUGGAGUUGCAUUCCCAAAAAACCAGCCGAUGAGGUUACACUCUAGCCUUUGGAAUGCUGAUGAUUGGGCUACACAAGGUGGUUUGGUGAAGACAGAUUGGUCCAAGGCUCCCUUCACUGCCUACUAUCGGAACUUCCAUAUCGAUGCCUGUGUUGCGGGUAGCAGCUCAUCUUCCUGUGCUGCUGAGCCUGAAACUUCCACCAGCUCAGAAGGAAAGGCUAAUGGAAGAAAUACACGCGCUGCGUGGAGGAGCCAUGAUCUUGAUGCAAAUGGUAGGAAGAGACUGAGAUGGGCUCAUAAGUAUUUUAAGAUUUAUGAUUAUUGCAAUGACUUGAACCGGUUUCCUCAAGGUUAUCCUCCAGAGUGCAGGUACAACAGGGUUUAGGAAAAUCAUUGUUGGACUGUCUAAAUCUCCUUGUUAGGAGUAUAUAUCAUUGCAUAAUACUUUAACAAGGAGUUUAAGUGAUGGAUGUUAUUCUUUGUACAUGACUAUAUGUAUUUGAUUGUUAAGAAACAAAUUCAUUUCAUUUGUAUUCUUUUGACUGUUGAAAAUAAAACUCCUGUUA
Messenger RNA from Beta vulgaris subsp. vulgaris (sugar beet), 1173 nucleotides. Its product is annotated as probable xyloglucan endotransglucosylase/hydrolase protein 16. The record is from RefSeq and is a predicted model, not a curated record. Lineage: Eukaryota; Viridiplantae; Streptophyta; Magnoliopsida; Caryophyllales; Amaranthaceae. Gene Ontology annotation, biological process: xyloglucan metabolic process; cell wall biogenesis. Gene Ontology annotation, molecular function: hydrolase activity, hydrolyzing O-glycosyl compounds; xyloglucan:xyloglucosyl transferase activity. The coding region runs from base 75 to 992 and encodes 305 amino acids. The transcript has 3 exons. Gene Ontology annotation, cellular component: cell wall; apoplast.